Juglans regia (Persian walnut) is the source of this 3435-nucleotide messenger RNA. Its product is annotated as probably inactive leucine-rich repeat receptor-like protein kinase At2g25790. Gene Ontology annotation, biological process: protein phosphorylation. The record is from RefSeq and is a predicted model, not a curated record. Gene Ontology annotation, molecular function: ATP binding; protein kinase activity; protein binding. Bases 295 to 3231 code for a protein of 978 amino acids. Lineage: Eukaryota; Viridiplantae; Streptophyta; Magnoliopsida; Fagales; Juglandaceae. The transcript has 4 exons.
ACCCUAGCCUCUUCAAUAGUUCAAAACCUGUACUCCUUUCUUCUCUUUUAAUCCACGUUUCUUAACUACAAAUCUUCAGUUUCUGCUAUAUUCCCAUUAAUAUGCGAUUCAGGUUCUAAAUCGAUCAGUGCUUGGUUUCAUAAUAAUCUCAUGCAAAUGUGCUUGGGAUCCGAGAAAUGAUGACCAACAUCUUAAUCUUUGGUGGGGAGAAAAUGCUUUUAUCAUUUUAGUAAGAACUUCAUCUCCUCCUCUGAUUUCAUCCGUUACGUAGAUGUUACAUAAACCAAACUAGACAUGGCCAAGAAAGGAGCUGAAACAUGUUCAUGGACAUUGUCCAUGUUCAUGUUCUUGUUCUUAUUCCUCAUAAAUCUCCCCGCGUUGUAUGGUGAGGAAUUAGAGUCUCUCUUGCCGUUCAGAGCUUCGAUCAAAGACCCCUUAGGCUUUCUUUCCAACUGGAGCUCCUCUACCAGCUUUUGCAAUUGGCACGGCAUAACCUGUGGCAACCCUCCCCACGUUAAAAAAAUUGAGCUCUCCGGGAAGAACAUCUCUGGGAAAAUUUCUGUCUCAAUUUUCCAGUUGCAGUAUGUCGAAAUUAUUGACCUCUCCGACAAUCAGCUUUCGGGCGAAAUUCCUCGUAAUUUAUUUUCUUGCCCUUCUCUUCUUCAUCUCAAUCUUAGUAACAACAAUCUAUCAGGUCCAUUGCCCAUCAUUUCCAUUUCCCGCCUCGAAACAUUAGAUCUCUCCAACAACAUGCUCUCGGGUAAAAUUCCAGACAACAUCGGAUUGCUUUGGAGCCUAAAAUUUCUUGAUCUGGGUGGAAAUAUUUUGGUGGGUAAAAUCCCAAAUUCCAUAUCAAACCUCACAGUUUUGAAAGUCUUUACUUUGGCUUCUAACCAGCUGGUUGGUCAAAUCCCUGGAGAAAUAGGCCGAAUGAAGAACUUGAAAUGGAUUUACCUAGGCUACAACAAUCUUUCGGGUGAAAUUCCAAAAGAGAUCGGAGACCUGACUUCUCUAAAUCAUCUUGAUCUUGUCUACAACGAUCUAAGUGGACAAAUUCCAUCAUCUCUCGGGAACCUCAUCAAUCUUCAGUAUCUCUUCCUCUACAAGAACAAGCUCACGGGUCCUAUUCCAAGAUCACUUUUCAAUCUCAAAAAGCUUGUCUCGCUUGAUCUUAGCGAUAACUCUCUUUCGGGUGAGAUCCCGGAACUCAUAAGUGAGUUGCAAAACUUGGAGAUUCUUCAUCUUUUCUCCAACAACUUGAACGGAAAGAUUCCUGCUGCUUUAGCUUCUCUGCCUCGGCUUCAAGUCCUCCAAUUAUGGUCGAAUAAGUUAUCUGGCAAGAUCCCCGAAGACCUUGGAAGGCGAAACAAUCUCACUAUAGUCGACCUUUCCAGCAAUUUUCUCGUCGGAAAAAUACCAAAAAGCUUGUGCAACUCGGGUCGACUUUUUAAGCUCAUCCUCUUCUCUAAUUCUCUACAAGGCGAAAUUCCCCAGAGUUUGAGUUCUUGCAUAAGCUUACGACGAGUACGUAUCCAAAACAAUCGUCUCUCCGGGGAUUUAUCGCCCGAGUUCACAAAACUGCCGCUAGUAUACUUCUUGGAUGUCUCAGGCAACAAUCUUUCUGGCAGAAUCGAUGGGCAAAAGUGGGAUAUGCCAUCACUGGAAAUGCUGAGUUUGGCGAAAAACAAAAUUUUCGGGGAGUUGCCGGGUUCAUUUGGCAGUGGCAAGCUUCAGAACUUGGACUUAUCGGAAAAUCAGUUUUCAGGGAAUAUCCCCAAGAGCUUUGGGAGAUUAUCAGAUCUAAUGCUGUUACAGCUAAGCGAAAACAAGCUCUCUGGUAAUAUUCCAGAAGAAUUGUCAUCGUGCAAGAAGCUUGUGAGUUUAGACCUCAGCCACAACCACCUCAGUGGAAAUAUACCAAUCAAUCUCGCUGAACUGCCAGCUCUCGGUCAGCUUGAUUUAUCUGCAAACCAGUUGUCCGGAGAAAUUCCACCAAAUUUAGGAAGAAUGGAAUCCCUCGGAGAAGUGAAUAUCUCCCAUAAUCAUUUCCAUGGAAGAUUACCGUCCACUGGAGCAUUUCUUUCCAUAAAUGCCAGCGCAGUUGCAGGCAACGAUCUUUGCGGCGGCGAUGCUUCGAGCGGUUUGCCUCCAUGCAAAAACCUAAAAAGUCGCAUGUGGUGGUAUGUUCUCACUUGCUUUUUGGUUGUGUUAGCAAUGUUUACUCUUGCUGCUCUUGUCAUCCUUUUCAUUCAGCGACGAAAGGAAUUGGAGCUGAAAAGAGUGGAAAACGAAGAUGGAAUAUUGUGGGAAAUGCAAUUCUUUGAUUCCAGGGCUUCAAAAUCCAUAACAAUCGACGAUAUAUUAUCAUCGGCGAAACAAGAAAAUGUAAUCAUGAGAGAGGGAAAAGAGAGAUCCUACAGGGGGAAGUCUUUCAUGAUCAGUAACAUGCAGUUCGUCGUGAAGGAAAUGAAUGAUGCAAAUUCAAUCCCGCCGAGUUUCUGGUCUGUCAUCGCCGAAUUUGGUAGGCUUCGGCAUCCAAACAUCAUUAGGUUGAUCGGAGUAUGCCGGUCGACCGAAAAGGGAGUAUUUUUAGUUUACGGGAAUGCGGAAGGGAAAAUUUUGAGUGAAAUUCUUGGAAACUUGAGUUGGGAGAGGCGACGUAAAAUUGCCAUUGGCAUUGCGAAAGCACUGCACUUUUUGCAUGGCUACUGUUCGCCGAGUGUUCUUGUUGGUAUCAUAUCGCUAGAGAAAGUUCUGGUUGACGGAAAAGAUGAGGCUCGCCUCAUCUUGGACCUUCCUGGCCGGUUGGCUUGUACGGACAAGUGCUUGAUCAUACCUUCAGACUGCGUUGCCCCAGAAGCCAGACAAAGCAAAGACAUCUCAGAGCAGAGUGAUAUCUAUGGAUUUGGUCUCUUCUUGAUCGAAUUGCUGACGGGAAAAAGCCCUGCCGACACGGAAUUUGGCAUGCACGAGAACAUCGUGGAGUGGGCUCGUUAUUGCUACUCAGACUGCCAUCUUGAUGUGUGGAUUGAUAGGAUGAUUAGGGGAGAUGCUACAACGGAUCAUAAUCAGAACGAGAUCGUUGAAACCAUGAACCUAGCCCUCCACUGCACCGCCACUGACCCCAUGGCUAGACCAUGCGCAAGCGACGUCUUGAAAACCCUCCAGUCUGUGCUGAUCAGUUCAAGUUCUUGCGUUUCAGUCCUAAAGUUUUCCUCAACUAAUUAUUAGAAGAAUUUGCCCCCUAAGAUUUUUAUUUACCUCUUUCUUUUUCUAUUUUUUUAAUUUUUAUAUAAUUAAUUAAGGUACUGUUAAAUGAUGGUUACUCAAAUCUGCUUUUGUUAAUUAAUAUAUAGUAUGUUUUACAUACUAGUGAGUCGAACUCGAAACAUGUAGAUAAACUCAAUGUCAUUAUAUGAACUACAGCUUUUUCUC